Molecule: messenger RNA, 5329 nt
Organism: Hemicordylus capensis (graceful crag lizard)
Lineage: Eukaryota; Metazoa; Chordata; Lepidosauria; Squamata; Cordylidae
Product: myogenesis-regulating glycosidase-like
Exons: 2
Coding region: 1048-3075 (675 amino acids)
Biological process (GO): skeletal muscle fiber development; carbohydrate metabolic process
Molecular function (GO): hydrolase activity, hydrolyzing O-glycosyl compounds
Source: RefSeq, a predicted model, not a curated record
GGACUUUCUGGCUGGAAGGAGGGAGGCUGGAGGUUGGUGUGUGAUACAGACAAGAAGCCCCGUCUGCCCCUAAAGCUUGCUGCAGAGAAGUCUCUGGAUGCUGUUUGCCCGCCCCCACUUCCGCCGUCUCCUUCCCAGGCCUAGACAGGUAACCAAGAAGACCGAGGGAUGGAUUUCUGAAGAAUGAACGUGAAGAGAACGUGGCAGGCGGAAGAAGAGGCAACACCGCCUGAUGGAGCAGGAGGGGCAGGUUGAGUGCCAUGUGGUGCCUAGAGAAGCACUGGCUGAGAGAAGAAGCCCUUGAGUCCAGUGCUGCUGCUGCUGCUGCUGCUGUGGGUUUCCUGGGGGGCCUUAAUUAAGCAAGCCAUUCUUGCUGCCCCUUGGCUCUCAGUCCACAGUCUGAGGACAAUCAUACCUGUCUCCUCUCCGUCUGCCUUUACUGGGUUGUCGUAAGGACUCUUGAGAGGAUGUUUGGAAAGAGCUUGGAACACCCUUAAGGUGCUCUGUGAAUGUGAAGGGCUCAACUAGAGGUCACGUAGGAACCUGUGGCUGGAGCUGCCCACAUGUUUGGAUCGGGAUCAUGGCUCAGAACUGCAGGAUUACAUGAUCGGGAUCACGGCUGAGCACUCCAGUGUGUUUGUUUGCUUGGUGAAGACUGCCGUUCCAAUAUAAACUGCUCUUUGCCCCGACUGGGGAAACAUACAGGCACACGGAGGCUUUUUAUUGCUCCAAGAAGGAAGAUUUGAAUUGGCAAGUAAAUGGAAGAACCCACAAACAUCCCGAGGUAUAGGAAUGCGCUCAGAACGGUGGCCUGUGGCUGAAGCUUUAGGAUAAUUUCAUUCUAGGACUGGAUGGAGCUACAAAGAAGAUGGUGGACAUUCUAAGUGAGAUGAAAGCCUUGAUGUCCUUGAGCAACUGAGGAAGACUCAGUCCUAAGGAGCGAGGUGGGGGAGUUUGCUGCUACAGACCUGUAGAUGCCAGACACCUCCAGUCAACUUGAUAGUGCCUCUGAUUUGAAAAGAGCUUCCCAGAGAGGACAGCAGCACGAUGUACACAUUCCUGCCUGAGAACUUCACGCCAGCGAAGCAGAAGCCAGCCAGGCCUCUGAUUACUGCAAUCCUGGUUGGGCUGCUCUUGUUCAUUGCGGCCAUAGUGGCAUGGGGCUACUAUGUGGCUUCUCUUCGGAAAGCAGAGAGGCUGAAGACAGAACAGAUGGACCUCAAGAAGGAUGGGUUCACCAUCAAAAACCAGAAUGGAGAAAUUGUCUUCAUGGUGGCCUUCCAGUCAGGAAAACUUGACCUGGAGUCGUGCUCCAAAGAGGAGGAAAUUCUCUCUUGCUCCAGGACAGACAAAGGGAAACUCAAUUUUUUCAUACAGAUUGUCAAACCCAAAGACACCGUCAUGUGCUACCGUGUCCGCUGGGAGGAGUUUGUUGCGGACACAGUGGUGGAGCACAAGAUGUUCUGGGGGGAUGCUCAUUGGUACGGUGGUUGUGAGAUGAGUGUGCAGCACUGGCCAAUCAGGCUACCAGGCUACCAAGAGCCUAUGCCAUUUGUGACUAGCGAUGUGUAUUCUUUCAGGACUGGCUUUGGGGGCAUCUUGGAACGGUACUGGAUCUCAUCCAAAGCAGCGGCCAUCAAGAUUAAUGACUCGGUGCCCUUCCACCUUGGAUUCAAUGCCUCUGAAAGAUCCCUCUUCUUCCAGGCCAGGUAUAAAGAUUCUCCCUAUAAGCCUCCCCUGGGCAAGCAGCCUUUCCCGGAGCUGAGUUACCGUGUCUGCAUAGGCUCUGAUGUUACCUCCAUUCACAAAUACAUGGUGCGGAGAUAUUUCUACAAGCCUUCUAAGAUCCCCUCAAAAAACGCCUUCCGGUAUCCGAUCUGGUCGACCUGGGCUUUGUACAAAAAUGACAUUGACCAGGAGAAAUUGCUGCGCUUUGCAGGAAAUAUUAAAAAGUAUAGGUUUAACCACAGCCAUAUUGAAAUAGAUGACACCUACACGCAAUAUUAUGGUGAUUUUGACUUUGAUCCAGUAAAAUUCCCAAAUAAGACGGAAACUUUCAAGAAGCUCAGAGAAGACGGAUUUGAGGUCACACUGUGGACACACCCAUUCAUAAACUACAAUUCCUCAAACUUUGGGGUGGGGAUAGAAAGGCAGCUUUUUAUCAAAGAGCCAACAGGGAGGCUUCCCGCUAUGGUUGAGUGGUGGAAUGGCAUUGGGGCCAUAUUGGAUUUCACCAACCCUUCGGCCAGGGAAUGGUUUCAGAGCCAUCUGAGGCAGCUUCGCUCCAAGUAUGGCAUAUCAGCCUUCAAGUUUGAUGCUGGGGAGAUAAACUAUCUUCCCAAACAGUUCAGCACCUUCCGUCCCUUGUCAGAUCCCAGCAUUUGGUCCAGGCGCUAUACAGAAAUGGCCAUCCCCUUUUACGAGCUGGGUGAGGUCAGAGUUGGCUACCAGUCUCAGAACAUCUCUUGCUUCUUCCGGAUCAUUGACCGGGAUUCAGUGUGGGGUUAUGAACUUGGGCUAAAGUCCUUGAUACCGACGGUCUUGACUAUUAGCAUGCUGGGAUACCCUUUUAUUUCAGCUGACAUGAUUGGCGGGAACCUCUUUCCCAACAAGACAGAUGGUGCCUUGGAAAUCCCAGAUCGGGAACUCUAUAUCCGCUGGCUGGAAGUGUCUGCCUUCAUGCCUUCCAUGCAGUUCUCCAACCCACCCUGGCUCUACGACAGGGAAGUCAUAGAUAUUGCCCUGAAGUUCACGAGGCUCCACGAAUCUUUGGUUGCCCCACUCUUGCUGGAGCUGGCCGGGGAAAUCACUGACACUGGGGACCCCAUCAUACGGCCCAUCUGGUGGAUUUCUCCCAGCGAUGAGGCAGCACACAAAAUCGAUUCCCAGUUCCUCAUUGGGGACACCCUCAUGGUGGCUCCUGUCUUGGAGAGGGGCAAGCAAGAGCGGGACGUCUACGUCCCUGCUGGCAAGUGGCGCAGCUACAAAGGAGAGUUGUUUGACAAGACUCCCACCCUGCUGACGGAUUAUCCCGUGGACUUGGACGAAGUGGCUUAUUUCCAAUGGGUAGCCUAAUCCACUCCUGCUGCCACUGGCACCAGCUUCUAAGCUUUGUGAAAGUAACCAUGCCUUAUUGUAGGAGCGUAACAACAAAUACGUCUAAUCCAUCCAGGGGAGGGGAGGAGACGACUGGAACUGGCUGCACACAAUAGAGCAUUAAAUAUACUUAAGAUUUAGCUUUAGUUGUGUGAUCUAGAAGGGCUGCUCAGGAGUGUCACGAGAUUUGCCUACUGAAGCCGUUCUGCCCGCCCCCUGUUCAGAGAGCCAAGAGCAACUCCGUUCUUCUUGUGGUUGCUUGAUUGCAAUACAUGGAAUACAUAGGUUCUGUGUGGCUGUGGCCACUUGUAUUCCCACCCUUGGCAAUCUCCGUCCCACCCACAGUCUAGUGCCUAUGACUGGAUCUGAGCUACAGGCUACUAGUUAGAAGAUGCCGGCUGGGUCUCUCUUUAAGCUGCAUGGAGCUGUUGCCAUCCCUUUUCAAAGGUGAGCCAAGGAAAGUUUGCAGCCUAAAGAAUAUGUGCCCCUUAGAAAGGCUCCAUAGCUCAGGGGCAGAGCAGCUGAACACGGUUUGAUCCUCGGCAGCAUCUCGGCAGUGAAAAAGAUCUCAGGUAGCAAGUGAUGGGAAAGACCUUUCUCUGCCCAAAGCUUCUGAGUGCUGCUGCCAGCCAGAGUAGUCAGUAAUAAGCUACACAGGCCAAUGGUCUGACUCAGCCAUUCAGAGAGAUGGGCUUGUUUGUGUAUUUCAGAAGGUGUCCAGGGUUGCUACAGCACAACUCGCCUUAAGCUUUACAAUGCAGCAAGUAUUAUUUGAAACAACCUUUAUUUUCUAAAGAGGAUAAAUCCAAUUAUUAUAGGCACAGACAUAUAUUUUUCUCCUUGUCUGAUGUUGGACAAGGCUGGCAAAUAAUCUCUACAACAUUCCAUCCUCCUAUGGGUGUUGGGCUGGGCCGGUUACUCAGCUCUGGGGGGUUUGAACAGGAUGGAUUCUAGGGAGGCUGCAUGGCCAUGCCGUAGCCCAUCCCUUAGUGCUGGACGCCACCUUGCCCGAGAGAUGGUUGGCUAGCAAAAACACUUUGCUCUGGAGACGUUGCCCCGGCAGCAGUAGAUGUCUUUUAAAGAUACAUAUAAGGGGUUAAAGGUGUUCCUUUGGUACAUAUAUCUCCUGCUGCUGCAGUUCCUUCCGGGAAGUUUUCAAAGAUGCCUUUGGAGUUUUGUGAAGGGUUUUCUUUCAACUCCUCAACCCGUUCUGAGGAAGAGUCUUGGACGCCUCCAGACAGACUGCAGGUUCUUGUUGAAGACGCACACGAUGACGUAUGUUAAGGGGCCAGCUGGGAGGUGGGAGGGGGGCUUUGCUGCUGAUUUAUUAAUAGGACAUGGAAUUAAACGGUUCUCCCUGCUGUGCCAAAUGGGGAAGUUGUGGUUUCUUUUUCCAGAGUGUGAAUAUACAUUUAUAUCUUGAAGACAAACCUUAAGCUCUUUAUUGAUGCAUUUUAGCUGCAUGGAAAGCAGAUAUAUCUAGCAUGGCCCGAAAAUGAACCGCUCAGAAGCCCUUCAGCGGAGGAGGUUGCAUAAGCUUGGUCAGUGUCAGAGAACUGAAUACUCUGUUUACAUGUAUUUGCAUUAAACUAUACACACAGUGGCCAACAUAAUGCAGAACAUUCUGGUGCCAGAAUGUUCUGUACCAGGGAGAUGAUACACAGGAAGCCCCAGUCAGUAUUAUAAAAAAUAGUACUAUUUUUUUUCCCCAUUUGUGUGUGGAAAUUAGUUUUGUUCUGGGCAGCAGCAUCAAGGCGGUGUGCACACACAUGCAUUCAGGGUGGGGCCUUCCUGAUCCAACCUCAGCAGGAUCUAAAAUUAACUGAGCGGACAUCCAAAAAUGUGUGAGUGCUAGCACAUGUGCAUGCCUUAGAGGGAACACUGGCCCCAAUGCUGUUAUGAACGAGCGGUUCUGCAAAAGGUGCUACCACAUUUCACAAACACUGCUCUGGGAGUUGGGGGGGGGAGGUUGUCAGCUGUGUGAUGGUUACUAACCAGUAGGCACCUCCACAGCUGGCUUCUCCCUGUUCAAGCCGAUGCACUCCAGAACCCUGUAGAACUGGUUUCUUUCCCCCAGAGUUUACCCAAGGAUGGGGAAAGAGUGUGCAUGUUUGUUUAAAGAUUGUCAAAAUGGUUAUCAAACUGCCUGACAAGGCUAAAGUUGGUUCCUAAUUCUUUAUUUGUUACAGAGAUCAAAAAAUAAAAAAACCUGCAUGAGCAGGCUGAAAGGAGA